AUGAGCCAGACGGUUAAGUCUGACAGCUCGGGAAAGGCCUCCAGCAGCUCGGGAAAGGCCUCCAGCGACAUUACGCUGUCCAACCGCAUACCGAGCGGAAUCCCACCAAACGCAAAACUGUCACCACAAUUCAGCUCGCGUAGCGAGAUCAUUUCGCAGAACGCACUAAGGAAACCGACGAUCUUCUCUUCGGCGAUCUUCUCUUCUUUUCCGAACGAGGAAGGAACUUGCUGCCGUUUGCGGAUAAAGGUAAUCGCUGGACAUCAACUGGCCAAAAAAGACAUAUUCGGUGCUAGUGACCCGUACGUUCGGAUCGACCUCAACACCAUCUCCGGCGACGAAAACAUCGACUCGGUGCUAACGAAAACCAAGAAGAAAACCCUCAACCCCGUAUGGAACGAAGAGUUCAUCUUCCGGGUGAAGCCCAGCGAGCACAAGCUGGUGUUUCAGGUGUUCGACGAGAACCGGCUCACGCGGGACGACUUCCUGGGAAUGGUGGAGCUGCCGCUCGCGCAGCUACCGAAGGAGCCCACCGACGACGGUGUUCAGGUGCCAACCAAAAGCUAUCCGCUGCGGCCCCGAAGUGCUCGAUCAAAGGUGCGAGGACAGCUGGAUCUAUAUCAUGCCUACAUCCAAGAUCAGAACGCAUCCAGUGAAACGGAUUGGGAAAUCAUCGAGACAAACAAUUCGAUCUCCAGUAACUCCAACAUCGCCAGCAGUGCAGCAGACACGCUUCCAUCCGGUUGGGAAGAACGGCAGGAUGCCAACGGGCGUACGUACUACGUGAACCAUUUGCAGCGGACGACGCAAUGGGAGCGACCAACUGCCACUUUAACUCAAUCAUCCCAGGACAACGACAUGGCUGCAGCCUUCCAAAGACGUGUUCAUAUCAGCGUUGACGACAACAUCACGGCAAGCAAUGCAAGCCUGGCCUCAACUCUUCGGUCUACCACCUCGUUGAACAAUUCGGAAAGCUCUCUCGGUGUUGUGUCGGAAGCGGGACGUCCGAUGUCGUCAAAUGGCAACAGGGAAGACGUGGAGAACGGCGUAGUGCUUCGGUCGGAUUCGCUACGAUCGCUGCCGACGAUCCGGGUCAGUUCACCACCGCACCUGCCGGCCGCACUGAUCAGAAGCCCCAGUCGGGUGGCUUCGGUGGCGAAUCCCACACUGGCUGGAGUUAACCGUAGAAAAAGACUUCCACCAACGGUUCCUUUUAUUCUGCCACGACAACCUUCCCUGAAUGAGCAGCGUCUUGACGAGGAUGAGGAAGAAGCUCCUCCCUCACCGCAAGAAGUUCUCCAGUUCGGUGAAGACGAGGAUGAGGACUUGGAUCAUGCGGUGCAAAAUCGUGUCCUACAGCACCUCAACGAAGUUAGCCGCCGCUCGUCGAGUCGCUCAUCGAUCGGAAGCGUUGGCAGUGCCGGUCCUCCCGGAAGGGCUGGAGAUGCUGACGAGGCAGACAGUGGAGGUGGACGGCGAUCAUCUACCAACAACAACAACGACACAGGCGAUGACCGUUCUUCGCAAUCGUCCACAUCCAAUGAGAACGAUUCGUCCAGUAGUAGUCCGGCUGGAGCGGAUGUGGUACUUCCUGCAGGUUGGUCCAUGCAGCUGGCGCCGAACGGAAGGGUAUUCUUCAUCGAUCACAACGAGAAGAAAACCUCGUGGGUAGAUCCAAGGACCGGACGAGCCAGUCCAAUGCCAAAUGCGUCCAGCAGUACAGCUGUGAGCGAUCCGAGACGCCCGGAGGACGGACUGGCGCCCCUGCCGGAAGGAUGGGAAGAGCGGGUGCACUCGGAUGGAAGGACUUUCUUCAUCGAUCACAAUACCCGAACUACUCAAUGGGAAGAUCCACGCUUGUCGAUGCCAAACAUUGCCGGCCAAGCAGUACCUUACUCAAGAGAUUACAAACGGAAAUACGAGUAUUUGAAGGGACAGUUACGGAAACCGGCCAACGUACCGAACAAGAUCGAAAUUAAGGUUCGCCGGGCUUCGAUUCUGGAGGACUCGUACCGCAUCAUCAAUUCCAUCACCAAAACGGAACUGCUGAAGACUAAGCUGUGGAUCGAGUUCGAGGGCGAAGCUGGCCUCGACUAUGGUGGUUUGGCCCGCGAGUGGUUCUAUCUGCUGUCCAAAGAGAUGUUCAACCCGUACUAUGGUCUGUUCGAGUACUCCGCCAUGGAUAAUUACACCCUGCAGAUCAACCCGUUCAGUGGGCUGUGCAACGAAGAUCACCUGCACUAUUUCAAAUUCAUCGGAAGGGUCGCGGGGAUGGCGGUGUACCAUGGCAAACUCCUGGAUGCGUUCUUCAUUCGGCCGUUCUACAAGAUGAUGCUGCAGAAACCGAUCGAUCUCAAGGAUAUGGAAUCGGUAGAUAUGGAGUAUUACAACUCUCUGCUGUGGAUCAAAGAGAACGACCCGAGCGAGUUGAUGCUGACGUUCUGCGUAGAUGAGGAAACAUUUGGAUACACCAGUCAACGGGAGCUGAAGCUUAAUGGAGCGGAUAUUGAAGUCACGAAUGAAAAUAAGGACGAGUACAUCAAGCUGGUCAUUGAGUGGAGGUUCGUGGCGCGAGUUAAGGAUCAGAUGUCAGCUUUUCUGGACGGAUUUGGUCAGAUCGUUCCCCUUAAUCUGCUGAAGAUCUUCGACGAGAACGAACUGGAGCUGCUGAUGUGCGGCAUUCAAAGCAUCGACGUCAAGGACUGGAAACGGAAUACUCUCUACAAGGGUGAUUACUACGCCAACCACGUCAUCAUCCAGUGGUUCUGGAAGGCGGUGCUGUCGUUUUCGAACGAGAUGCGAUCCCGGUUGCUGCAGUUUGUAACGGGAACCAGCCGAGUACCAAUGAACGGAUUCAAAGAGCUGUAUGGAUCGAACGGUCCCCAAAUGUUCACGAUAGAGAAGUGGGGCACACCGGAGAACUAUCCAAGAGCGCAUACCUGUUUCAACCGACUGGAUCUACCCCCGUAUGAAAGCUAUUUGGCGCUGAAAGAUCGACUGAUCAAAGCCAUCGAAGGCAGUCAAGGAUUCGCGGGCGUUGAUUAAAUCCUCCGAUUCGCCUUGUAAAUAUUCUGAAAUUGACGACCCACUGGAAGAGCCAACAUUCCUUGGGAUAUGCAGCCUCAGCUUAAACCUUCCCAUUAUCGCUUACCCAACGGUAGCCCCCACAUGUAGCAGAGAUUCGUCCAUCACCUUCUCGAACUCCGCUGCCUGAACAGUUUUACCAACACAUGACAAUCUACGUUAACACCCAAAAGCAUGCGCAUUAGAGAGGAAUAACAGACAGAGUUUAGCUCCUGCGGCUGCCAAAACCAAUCCCAAUUUAUCACGCUUAUAAAACCGCCUCUGUGAGCGAAGUUAGCUCAUUUUGUUGGCCGUUGUUUCGUGUUAGUUAAAACUCAUCAUUAUCGAAUCAAAUUUAGGAAAACUAUUUUGCCUUAGCAAUGAACGCACUUGCACUGUUUGAUCGUAUUAGAAGAACAUUUAAAUUGUUAGGUGACGCCAAAAUUUUGCCGACUUGUGUACCCGUGAUGUUAAUAACUUUUGUAAACCUAAAUCAAAAAAGUUGUUUUAUAUGUUGAUAUUUUGAUCGUUUGCCCUCCUGAACAAAUUGACAGAAACGAGACUUGUUCGAUCUACCUUUAUACCAUUGUCAUGAGAUCUAGAUUUUUCUAACUCCUAUUAUAAAUAGUCGUGACAUUAAAUCUAAACAAAACGUUGUUACUUAAACUGUUAGAACUUUUAUCAGAGAGGGAACGCUCUGGAGAAGAAGGAGGUUUGGCAGUAUGGUACCGACACGAAGUGAUAUGGCGGGCGAAGCAAUUGUUCAUCGAGCAUGUAGCCUCUGAAAAGGGCAUAAUUGAUGGCAGGAAGCGGGGACGAGAUUACGUUUAGUGGGAUAAUUUAUAUGGAAUCAAAGAAAUACUAUACGUAGCUAAAUAUUUUCAAAGUAUUUUAAAUUCUUAUGACAGAGUAAAAUUAUAAAAUAUUACGCUGA
Molecule: messenger RNA, 3997 nt
Organism: Armigeres subalbatus
Lineage: Eukaryota; Metazoa; Arthropoda; Insecta; Diptera; Culicidae
Product: E3 ubiquitin-protein ligase Nedd-4-like
Exons: 13
Coding region: 1-3045 (1014 amino acids)
Biological process (GO): regulation of dendrite morphogenesis; ubiquitin-dependent protein catabolic process; protein polyubiquitination
Cellular component (GO): cytoplasm
Molecular function (GO): sodium channel inhibitor activity; protein binding; ubiquitin protein ligase activity
Source: RefSeq, a predicted model, not a curated record